UGCACCGCGAACUGUCAACACUGCCUCUGUGUUUAAUCUUCAAUAAUAAAUAUUUUUAAUAAGUUUAAAACUUCAAAAAUAGUAAAAAGUUAUUUUGUGACUCUAGUGAACAGUUUGAGUGUUUAAAUAACAGCAUCGGAAGUGCAGAUUUAUCAAAUCCAUUAUUUGUAUUGUUUACCUGCAAAUCAUCGUGUGAAUCAUCAACCGGCCGGCCCGCGCGAUCAGUGGACACGAUUGUCACGGUUAAGUGGACGGCAUAAAGUCUAGAGUGGCGCGCGAGCGCGGCCUUGACGUAACGUGACGUAUCGCAGUGAGUUACCGGUCUUCGCUUAUCUGACAUUACAUGUGCGUUUACAAAGCUAGUAACCACCAUAUAGUGCAACACUCUGCAGAAUAAAUUGAUUUUGGUGAUUUACACAUUUUAUACCCUGUCCACAUCCUAAUUAAAUUUAUCUGAUCAUGAACGAAGCAGUCACUAUAAUAUGGGGUUGCUGUGCCCCUACCAAAGAAAACGAAGGCAAAAGUUUUGUGAGAUGCACAAUUUGUAAAAAGGUGUUUCAUCAUGAUUGCUUGGCUUUGGACCCAUCUUCGGAUCGAACUUCUUGGGCAUGUUCCACUUGCAAUUCAAAAACACCUGAAUCUAAUCAAGUAUUUUUCAACACGAACAUAACUGUACGUUCUCACAAAAGGCAAGCGCUUCAGUCUCCUCCGGAUGUCAGUUCCUCACCAGUCACGGAGGAGGGUGUGCGUAGCAUUGUAACAGAGGUGCUGCAGGCUAACAUGGAUUGUAUGUUGGAAAAAAUAAAUUUAAAUAUGAAAAUGCUUCUGAUGCAGGAACUUAAUGCCAUGCGUGAACAAAUUGCAGGAUACAAAAAUUCUGUAGAUUAUAUUAGCCAGCAAUAUGACGAUCUAUUGCAAGAUAAAAAGCAACUUGAAGAACAAGUGAGGUCUUUACAAAAAGAAAACGGGUCAAAAUCUACAAUUAUUAAUGAUUUAGCUAAGCGUUUGAAUAUGUUGGAACAGCAUGCACGUUCUUCAAACAUCGAAAUACAAUGUGUACCUGAACAUAGAUCGGAAAAUGUAGUCAACACUGUAUUCCAGCUAAGUAAAGUUAUAAAAUGCGAAGUUAAAGAGACUGACAUCCAACUUUGCACCAGGACAGCUAAAAAGGAUAAAGAAAAUCCCAGACCUCGCUCUAUACUUGUAAAAUUCAACAGCCCUCGGCUGCGUGAUUCUUUCCUCGCGGCAGCUAUCCAAUACAAUAAAAGCCAUCCUAAUGACAAACUCAACGCCAGUCAUCUAGGUAUAGCUACGACCACGCCAUCUCCAGUAUUUGUCGCCGAACACUUAUCAUCAGAAAAUAAGGCGCUACACGCUGCAACUCGACUCCGCGCUAAAGAACUAAAGUAUAAGUUUGUAUGGAUACGCUAUGGUAAAAUUUUUACCAAGAAGGACGAAUCAACGCCGAGUAUAUGGAUCAAUAGUCUGGAAAAACUGAAUUCUUUGUCCUAAAUCUUGUUAUUCUUGCCAUAC
Trichoplusia ni (cabbage looper) is the source of this 1533-nucleotide messenger RNA. RefSeq lists its product as uncharacterized. The coding region runs from base 460 to 1512 and encodes 350 amino acids. The transcript has a single exon. The record is from RefSeq and is a predicted model, not a curated record. Lineage: Eukaryota; Metazoa; Arthropoda; Insecta; Lepidoptera; Noctuidae.